GCAGAAUUAGACGUAGAUUCUUUUCUCCUGCUCACCUCUAGUGCCCGGCCUGGAUCUCUUCCCCGCGAGAGUUCUAUACCCAACUCACCGUGGCACCUAGAGCCAGUCGUUGCCUGUCGCUGGCCUCAGUUUUCCUUCUAGGAGCCAUGUCCACAUUGUUUCCCUCACUCUUCCCCCGUGUGACUGAGACACUGUGGUUUAAUCUGGAUCGACCCUGUGUGGAGGAGACAGAGCUGCAGCAGCAAGAACAGCAGCAUCAGGCCUGGCUCCAGAGCAUUGCAGAGAAAGACAACAACCUGGUACCUAUUGGCAAGCCGGCCUCAGAGCACUAUGAUGACGAGGAAGAGGAAGAUGAAGACGACGACGAGGACAGUGAAGAGGACUCGGAGGAUGAUGAGGACAUGCAGGACAUGGAUGAGAUGAAUGACUACAAUGAGUCACCUGACGAUGGAGAGGUCAAUGAGCCUCCUCUCCAGGUGGACAUGGAAGGCAACGAGCAGGAUCAGGACCAGUGGAUGAUCUAGGUAGACAAGGCAGGGUGGUCUCAGGAAGACUCCAAGCCCGCCCAACCUAUCCUGGAGCCCCUGCGGACCCAGCUGAUCACCCAACCCCCCCUGCCCCGGUGCCUGAAAGCUCACCCUCGGGCACCUCCUUAGCUGCUGCCAGCACCUGGUAUCCUUGGCUCCUCCCAGGCCAUCAGUCUGCCCUUGAAUCUGCAGAGCCUGAGCCCACCCCACCUUUCUGGCCAGCACCUCAUCCCUUGGUUGCCAGAUCUAGUGUCUUUCUAACUCUCUUUAAUAAAGACACAGGACUGAUUUUUUUUCCCCA
Delphinapterus leucas (beluga whale) is the source of this 828-nucleotide messenger RNA. The record is from RefSeq and is a predicted model, not a curated record. NCBI's taxonomy places the organism in Eukaryota, Metazoa, Chordata, Mammalia, Artiodactyla, Monodontidae.